AACGUAGGUCGCACCUUGUCCUCCGUGGCUCCACAUCGACAACACAGAGCGGAGAGAAGCAGCAUCCAAACGAUGAAGACAGCCAGAACGGUACCUGAACAUUUUGAGAUUUGGUAACGUAUACGCGUGUAUACGUAUGUAUAUAAGAAGAUUGAACGAUACGUUUUUUUCUCCUCAAGACUCCCGAUAUCGAGGCCGCGUGACACACGACUUCGAAUAAAUAAAUAUAACAAAAUAUACCUAGAAGAAUCGUCGCGAAGGUCUCGAAGGUGCAGAAUGAACGAGAAGCGGCAGCAACAGCAGCAGAAAGAAGGUGAAAGAAAAGGGAGAGCGAAGAAAACCGAGGAGUCCUCAUCUCGGAUGGUCUUGGAGAAAAAUUUGACGAGUUUACAUCGAGAUGUGCAGGCGGACUGAGACCGUGCAGCGUUUCCUGUAAUUAUAAACUCGAGCGAAUCGAACCUCCGACCCCGUAAACACUUAAUGGGAUUCCAAAAGCCAUUCGGGAAUCGGGGGCUCAUCCGUAUUCGGAGGAUUCUGGCUGCGGACGAUAUCGAGUCGAUUCGACGGAACAAUCGGGAUCUAACACCCCCAUUAAUCGACCACCGGUUUUCCGACGUGUCCUAAGGCCCAAAACGACACCCUUCCAGGGCGAGAGCCGCGGGCAGCGAGGAGUCGAUCAGCGGUAUACGGGAAUAUUCGUUCCUGACCGCGCUUCGAAACGCCGCUAGCAGUUGAGUCAGUGCGCUUUCAGCCUUCGCACCGUCGCGACGCUCGCUCCUCAUUCGGCAGCGACGCCUCGCAACGCGACGCGACGCAAAGCGCCGGAUGAAUUUCGGGCGGCCGAUCGGCGCUCCGCGGAUCCUGUAACUCUUUGUUCGCGAGUUCGGUGAUCGAGUGCGCGAGAUCUUUUUUUCCUUUACUCUCUUCCUCCGAUUUAUCAAUUUCUGUAAAUCUAUGUGUACGCAAUUAAGUACUCCGCGUUUGUGACUUGGGGAAGUUAUAGUGAAGAUCGAAAUUUUGUUAAACAAAAAAGAGAGGAAAAGAAAACAUCGAGCUUGUUUCUCGAAACUGCUGAGUUCGAUCAAGUUUACCACACGCGCAAAGUGCUUCUUGUUUGUUUUUGGUUUCUUUGGUUCGUUUGUUCUUGUUUUCUUUUUUAUUCUACGGCUUGAAGGACCAGCAACCAGACGAUCCUCGCGUGUUAGGAGGUUUCAACGGAUCUCUCGUCGGCCACGUCUCUAACCCAGUUUUGGUGUUUGAACACAGGAUGGGAAGCGAGGCCGGAUCAACGGAACUCUGGAGCUGCCUGAGCUGCCGGAGCUGAACUACUUAUCGGCAGCGAUGCAAAGUCUUAAGGAUUUCCUCGAGGCCUCGUUGCUGCGGAGGCCAACUCACGGCCGACGCUCCUCUUAGCGAUAAUAAUCUGACAAUCUGCCGGCCCGAGGAGCUCCGCCUAACCAUGCUCGAGCACAAGCAGACUAUCCUCAUGCCCCCUGCCCUGAGCAACAGCAGCUGCUGGCGUAGCGGUCCCAUCACAUCGUGGUCUGGACCAGGUCCCGGAGAGCUUGUACGGGCCGCUCUCAUCCUCGCUCUCAGCCUCGGCAUCCUUUGCGCGAAUCUACUCGUCAUAUGUGUCAUCAACAGCCGGAGGUACAGCAAGUACAUUCACGCUCAGCCGAGAUACCUGCUCACGAGUUUGGCAAGCAACGACCUUGCCAUCGGUCUCCUUGUUACACCCUUUGGAUUUUUACCCGCCGUUUACGGAUGCUGGCCCUACGGUGAAGUCACUUGUCAAAUACAGGCACUUUUGAGAGGAGCCUUGACACAGCAGAGCGCGGUAAUCCUGGUGUGCAUGGCGAUCGACCGUUACAUGUGCAUGCUGCAUCCUCAUCACUACCACAGGCACUCGUCAAAGAAGUAUUACAUGCGGCAGGGUUGCGUUGCAGUGAUGUCGACGACCUGGAUAGCCAGCGUUGCGGUCUUCGGUGCCCUCGUUCUUCCCAGAGGAGGCUACUACUUCAACGGCUCCGGUCUUCUCGCCUGCGAUCCAUUUUUCGCCAGGGCAUCCCUCAGGAUAUUGGCCUGCUGUUGUUUCUACUUUCCGACGACGAUGGUACUGAUGUACUGUUACGGUUCGGCGUUUCACGUCAACAAGCUGCGACUGAAGAGGGUCGUAUGCGUAAACGCACCGGAAGUCGUCAGCGGCGGUCACAUCGAAAGGCUGGUAGCUCACGAAAGACGAUUGUCCACCUCGGCUUCCCGGACAAUGGCCGCGAUGAGUUUGGGUUUCAUUGUGAUGGUUACUCCGUGGACAAUUCAGGAAGUGGUAGCGGCUUGUACAGGAAGCAAACCGCCCCCCUUCCUAGAUUUCCUAGCCACAUGGCUCGCCCUUUCCAACAGCUUCUGGAACCCCUUUCUCUACUGGCUGUUGAACAAUCACUUCCGACGCAUCUCCAAGGAGCUUCUAUACACUAAGAUCUUAUGCAGACCAAAGCCCCUCGGUCCGAAGCAACACUGUUGUGCAACAAGUACUGGGGGACUGGACAUCUGUAGUAUCGGUGGCUUAGAUCUGUCUGGCAUGGAACGAUGCUCGAUGGAGAGGUGUUCAAUGGGGCGAUGUUCCUCCCUCUCUUUGGCGACGACGCCGCCGCCUCUUCCUUGGGAAACGGGACCUUCUUGCGUCGGCGUCGGCGUCGGCGUCGCUGGUGGAAGAGAAAGCCCGACGUGAGUGCGGAGUGUCGCCACGCAGACGGAGGACGAGCCAUCCUCCCCUGAUCACUGCAGUUAGUACUGCGUGGCGGCGCGACUUAUCGAUAAUUACUGCACUCGCCAUCCUCAUCCUCAUCCUCAUCCUCAUCCUCAUCCUCAUCCUCACCUUCGUCUUCGCCGCUGCCGGAUCGAAAGCUUACCCGACUUGCUGACGCGGAUUAGUAAUCAAAAUUCAGUUUUGCCGGAGGUUUGAAGAAGAAGAAUUCUUCAAAUUUAGUAGGGAAAAUAUAACUGUAAUAUAGACAUGAAAUUCAGGAAUCAACAGCUCACUGACUUCAUUCAUUCGAUAAUAUCAUGCCAAAUUUUCUACCCAUUUACUUUCUUUUUUUUUUUUUUUUGCUAUAUUCUCAGCAACUUUCGAAGAGACGUUUGUUUAUUUAGUUAUUUGCUUUUGUGAAAGCCUGAAUAUGAUUAUACAUUUGUGUCAUAUUUGCCGAACAAAAAAAAAUGAUACGUGAAAAUUAGCACUAGCUACGUAUAUAAAUCGCGUUUUAUAUAAAUAUAUUAUAUGUAAUACUACGAUAAACAAUAUUAUAUAAAAUAGUAACGGUUGCCAAUUUCGAAGCGAUAAUAAAUUAUUGAAUAUAUUCGAUAUGACGUAUACAUUAUGUAAAUAAUAAUAUAUAACGUGACAUAUAAAAGUACGUAUUAUGUAAAAAAUCAAUCAAAGUAUGUAUAUGUAAAAACUCUAGUUGUAUACGUUCACUCGUACAUACAUAUACUGGAAAUUCAAUUUCGAAAGUUUUCAAUUACGAUUAUUAUUUACAAUUUGAAUUAUCGUACCUAUAAAUAUUGGUUCAGAAUCUCACGGUGUGUGAGAAAAAGUUGACGCUGGGUCGAAUUGUGUUUCGAGGCGGGAAAACAAGGGAGAAUGAAAACAAAUUGAUAAUUAGAUAAUGGACCAAAUGGACUGCCUGAUUAUUUGUAAUCUCAUAGUCGCGUUAUAAAUUUUAUUUUCGUUUCUCAUUAUAUAAUUAUACAAUUAUACGUGUAAUAUAUACCUCUGAUCUCGCAUGGCGUAGGAAAUUACUAAGAUAAUGUGUUUUUAUUAUUGAAAUACUUGUAUCGUUCCUCAAGACACAAGAGAGAGAGAGAGAGAGAGAGAGAGAGAGAGAGAGAGAGAGAGAGAGGGAGGGAAAAAAAUGUGUUCAUUUUAAUUUAAUAUUCAAAGUGUCUUGAACAGUUUUAGACUUUUUGCCAGAAUUAAAAUGAUCAAGAACUGCCACGUACUUUCAGAAAUUACGUUACUUACGAAUUAUCCCUCUUCUCAGCACAUUUCCGCAUAAUCACUUAUCGCACUUACUUUUGUUCGUCGGUCGUAAAUUACUACAUUACUGACGAAUUAAUGAAUGAAUUUCACCAAAGCACUUGUGAAAUCGGACAAUGAUUCAGAAUUGUAUUAAAAUUGCGUAUAACUUUACGGCUCGGUUGAAAAUGAUUAGAUAUAAGUGUAUAAAAUAUAAUGUAUAAUUAAAAUCGUUAUCGGGAGUUGAUUAUCGCUGCAGAGAAUUAAAACCAUAUUAAAUUGAGCUGUGAAAUGUGUACGUGGAGAAAAUGAGACGGUGUAUUACGGUGUCUGCAGAUGCGGAAAUAAAUUUAUAAUCCUCGGAUAUUCAUUCUUCGUUGUUAUAUAUCAUGUGCAUAUAAAUACAUCUAUUUUACUUUUUUCGUAUUACUUGUCUAGGUAAAGAAAUAAAUAAAAAUCAACGUAAUCGCGAGUAAAUUGUAGCGAGCGAAAGAACGAGAUAAAUGAAUAAAUGUGAGAGAAUAAAAAAUAAUUAUACAACAUAAUGAUAAAAUAACGGUUGUAGAUAUAAAUUUGGAACUUUUGUUACAAAUUCGUACGUAGGUUCAUAUUGUCUUUAUAUUCGAAAUAUUGUUACGUGUACGGUGUUGCGCGUCUGCUGCAAGAGAAACCUGAAAUUUUCUAACCGAUAUAGGUAAUGCAAAAAACUUUGCCGGCGAUUACAUGAAAAAAAAAAAAAAUAAGAAGAACAAUUAAAUUUUAAUUAAACGCACAAGCAUAGAUCGGCGGAUAAUUUUUAGAUAGCAAUUAAUCCUAUAUAAUUAUAAUCUACAUAAUUCAACGUGUAAUAAUGUAAAACUUUCUCGUACACGCAUAAUAUAAUACGAAGCAAUUACCUUGUAUACAAGAUUCAUCCCAAAGACUCAAGCAAUAUCGAGGCGAAUUGACGUACAAUCGAUAUAAAUACAAUUUUACGAGACGAUCGAGAUUAUUUUCCGUCUCUCAAUUUUUAUUAAAAAAAAAAAAAAAAAAAAAGAAACGCACAACAAACCAUCGCAUGUUAUUGCAAUAACAUCU
Neodiprion fabricii is the source of this 5092-nucleotide messenger RNA. RefSeq names its product trace amine-associated receptor 9. Lineage: Eukaryota; Metazoa; Arthropoda; Insecta; Hymenoptera; Diprionidae. The transcript has 11 exons. The coding region runs from base 1460 to 2728 and encodes 422 amino acids. Gene Ontology annotation, biological process: neuropeptide signaling pathway. The record is from RefSeq and is a predicted model, not a curated record. Gene Ontology annotation, cellular component: membrane. Gene Ontology annotation, molecular function: corazonin receptor activity.